GCUAGAGGCUAGAGCGAGGGACCGGAAGUGAGAGACGGACCGAGGAGAGAGAUAGAGAGACAAAGGGGAGAGACCAAGCGCCAGAGACACAGAGAGGGGGGCGGAGGAGAGAGAGGGAGAGGGGAAUCGCGGGAGGGAGGCGGGGUUUUGGCGAGAUUUGAGUUUCCCCCCACGCUCCCGCCAUGGUGUCCGACCAGGAGAUCGCCAGCUGCGUCGAGUCCGUCCUCCGUGGCUCCGCCGGCGGGCCCGGGGAGGCGUCGCUCGCCGCCGUGCUGCAGCAGGCGGAGGCCACGCUCGGCGUCGACCUUUCCCACAAGGCGGGCUUCAUCCGCGACCAGAUGGACCUCUUCUUCGGCCCGCGCCUCCAGCCGCAGCCCCCGUCCAAGCCCCAGCCGGCGCCUUCCCCGCCUCAGGCCGUCGUUGCCCCCGCGGCCGCCGUGCCGCAGCCUCAUGUCUUACCGCAGGUGCAGGCACAUGCACAGGCGCAGCAGAUGCAGCCGCAGCAGCUCGCGCCGCUCCAGCCGCAGCUCAUCUUCCAGACCAUCCCUCAGCUCUCCGCCAUGGCCCCCGUCCCCGCGGUCUCCGCGCCGCCGGCCGUGCCGGCCAUGGCGUUCUACCCGCCGCCGCCGCUCGCCUUCCGCUACACCACCGGCCUCGCUGGGGCCGCCACCGGUGGGACCGUCUCUUUCCAGCAGCCGACCCCUGGGGCUGGGGGCACUGCUUCCCCUACCGCUGCACCGCAGGUCGCCGGCGACAACAAGGAAAGUGCUUCUAAGCGAAAAAGAGGUGGACCUGGUGGUUUAAAUAAAAUUUGUGCAAUUUCACCUGAACUUCAGACCAUUGUUGGUGAGACUGCUAUGUCAAGAACCCAGAUUGUGAAGCAGCUAUGGGCAUAUAUCAGGCAGAACAAUCUUCAAGAUCCUGAUGACAAAAGGAAGAUCAUUUGCAAUGACGAACUUCGUGUGGUUUUUGAAACUGACACCACCGACAUGUUUAAAAUGAAUAAGUUGUUGGCUAAGCACAUAACCCCACUUGACCCAAAAGAUCAGCUUCAUGAAGUAAAAAGAAUGAAGGCUCCCACAGUGGUUCCUCAACCACCUCCCAUUAAUCAGCCCAGUGUAGUUAUUUCUGAUGCACUUGCAAAGUUCAUCGGAACAGAUGGAACAUUUCCUCAAGAUGAUGCCCUGAAAUACCUGUGGGAUUACAUAAAAGCAAACCAACUUGAGGAUGUCAUCAGUGGAUCAAUAUUAUGUGAUUCAAAGCUUCAAGAGCUCUUUGGCUGUGAGAGUAUUCCUAUGUCAGGACUAUCAGAAAUGCUUGGUCACCACUUCAUCAAGAAAACAUAGCAAAUCCUCGUUAACUGAUCUAGGAUUGCAGUUUGGCAGAUAGGCCUAACAUUACAAUAUGGUGUUCUUGACAGAAUGGACAGCAUAGCGUCUGUAUUUCUUCAAUGUUAUGGAAUAUGAAUGGUGUCUGGCAAAGAUCAUAUUAUUUGCGGUAGAGGUAGCCUGUGCUUUGUUACGUGUGCAGGCCACCGCUGCGGCGUCUGGUGGAACCUCUUUACUGAAUUCGUAGUGCUAGUUCUUAAAUGUCAAAAUGUCAUUUCUGACUAUGUAAAGUUGCUUUCUAUUUGAGUGCCAGAUUGUACUCUUAAAAAGGAAUUUGAAGGAAUUUCUGUAGGUACCGAUAAUCUUGUUACUUCCGAAUUGCGAAGAUGAAAUCUUUGAAGGUCA
Zea mays is the source of this 1733-nucleotide messenger RNA. Its product is annotated as SWIB complex BAF60b domain-containing protein. Bases 183 to 1346 code for a protein of 387 amino acids. The record is from RefSeq and is a predicted model, not a curated record. The transcript has 6 exons. NCBI's taxonomy places the organism in Eukaryota, Viridiplantae, Streptophyta, Magnoliopsida, Poales, Poaceae.